Molecule: messenger RNA, 1806 nt
Organism: Pleurotus ostreatus (oyster mushroom)
Lineage: Eukaryota; Fungi; Basidiomycota; Agaricomycetes; Agaricales; Pleurotaceae
Exons: 14
Coding region: 1-1806 (601 amino acids)
Molecular function (GO): oxidoreductase activity, acting on CH-OH group of donors; flavin adenine dinucleotide binding
Source: RefSeq, a predicted model, not a curated record
AUGAUUCCUGUUCGCGGCCUUGCGUUGCUCGCCCUUUCGUUCUUCGCCCGUUCUGCCAUCGGCGCUGUGUUCCAAGAUCCCUCUGAACUGCGGGGAACUCAGUACGAUUUCAUCGUUAUAGGCGCGGGUACUGCUGGGAACGUCAUUGCAUCUCGUCUGUCGGAAAACCCAGCUUGGAAGGUCUUGGUCAUUGAAGCUGGUAGAAGCAAUGAAGGCUACGAUUCCGACUUGAUCAAAAUUCCUUUCAUGGGCCCCUUGGCGUCCCCUAACACGUCGUUCGACUGGAACUACACUACGACUGCUCAAAGCGCGUUGAACAACCAAGUGCUGACUUAUCCUCGCGGAUACGUUCUUGGAGGGAGUAGUUCGACGAAUUACAUGGUGUACACUCGUUGUGCAUCCGACGGCUAUGAUCAAUUCGCGGAGAUCGCAGGCGACGAUGGCUGGACUUGGGACAACCUAUUCCCAUAUAUUAUCAAGAAUGAACAUCAUGUCCCACCGAAUGAUGGGCAUAACGAGACCGGCCAGUUUACUCCCAACUUACACGGUUACGAAGGUCCCUUGUUUACUAGUCUUCCCGGAUUCCUCACUGAAAUUGAUGACCGAGUGCUCGCGACGACGCAGGAGCUUGCAGAGUUCCCGUUUAAUGAGGACUUCAAUUCCGGCAAUCCUCUCGGCGUUUCGUGGAUGCAGUCUACUAUCAAGGGCCCUCUUCGUAGCAGCUCGGCGACUGCUUUCCUCACCCCAGCGCUCGAUUCCCGCAACAACAUCGAUCUAUUGUAUCAGACUCAGGUCACGAAAUUGUUCCAAACUGGUACGGAGCACGGUCUACCUGUGUUCCGUGGUGUAGAGUUUGCAAGAAGCUCGUCAGCACCCCGGUUCAACCUUACUGCAUCGAAGGAGAUUGUCCUCAGUGCUGGUGCCGUUGGCACACCACAGAUUCUCAUGCUCUCCGGCAUCGGAGAACCAAGUGAACUGAGAAGUGUUGGCAUUCACCCUAUCGUCAACCUCCCCGAAGUUGGCAAGAACCUUCAAGACCAUCCCAUCGUCCCACUGCAGUGGUCAGUGAACAGCAACAACACCAUGGACCCCAUCCUUCGAGGAGAGCAACCUGCAUUUGACGAUGCCAUGAAUGAGUAUACCACCCAAGGCUCAGGUCGCAUCGCAGCCAACGGAGUCUCCAACCACAUGGCGUAUUUCCGACUUCCUGAGAACUCUUCGGUCCUUGCGACUUACGGUGAUCCUACUCCUGGACCAAGGACCCCUCAUUUUGAGCAAGCCUAUGGUAAUGGCUUCUUCACAACGUCCCAACAGAUUCCAACUUCUGGAACGUACUUGACUAUCAUCAAUGUAGUAGUCUCGCCAACAUCUCGUGGCACCAUAACUUUGGCAUCGUCUGACCCCUUCGCUCACCCAAUAAUUGACCCCCAACUUCUCGCCACUGACUUCGAUAUGGCCGUGAUGGUAGAGGCCAUCAAAUCAUCCCAACGCUUCACUGCCGCCCAUGCUUGGGACGGGUACGUCACAGGCAUCUACACAGACGCUGCGAACACCACUACGGACGCCGGGAUCGUCGAAUAUGUCCGCCAAUGGGCCACAACCAUCAAGCACCCAUUCUCCACUGCCGCAGCAAAUGCUGAUCCGAACAAGGGUGUUGUCGAUGGAAAGUUGCUACUCAAAAAGGCGCGCGGUGUUCGGAUUGUUGACGGCUCUGUCUUUCCUAUUAUCCCAGGAGGGCACACUCAAACUCCCGUGUAUAUUAUUGCUGAGAGGGCUUCGGACAUAAUCAAGGCGGCAUGGCCUUGA